AUAUUCAGUUUUGACUAUUUACUAUUCUAGUAUUCUGUACUCACAAACCACAGACACCUUCAAAGACCAACGCACAAUUUCAAAAUGACUGCAGAUACAAGCGUCGCCAGCUUGGCCGAUCCGACCAACAAAAAAGUUUCGUACUCCACGAGGAUCAAAUAUCUUAACGAAAUCGCCAAGCCUCUGGCCACUAAGACGCUUACCAAAAAGAUUUAUAAACUCGUUAAGAAAGCCCAUAAAGAAAAGACUUAUUUAAGAGUUGGUUUGAAAGAAGUGCAACGAAGAGUCCGAAGAGAAGAAACAGGCUUAGUAAUUUUUGCUGGCGAUGUUUCACCAAUUGAUAUCAUGAGUCAUAUGCCUGGUGUAUGUGAGACAAAAAAUCUACCUUACUGUUAUGUGCCUUCACGUGACGACUUGGGUUCAUCAAUGGGUGUUAAACGAUCUGCAGUCAUGGUACUUAUCAGAAAACAUGAAAGUUAUGCAGAUUUAUAUGAUGAAUGUCAGAGCGAGAUCAAGGCUCUGCCCUAUGAUUUUUAGACUACUGAAAUUAAAUGUCAAUUUUUUAUUAACUGAAAAUAACAUAAAUUAUAAUUAAAUAUAAUUAAACAAAAUAUAUUAUAUAAGUAAAAUAAAUUUAUCUUUGUAUUAUUUAAAAACAAAA
Molecule: messenger RNA, 661 nt
Organism: Acyrthosiphon pisum (pea aphid)
Lineage: Eukaryota; Metazoa; Arthropoda; Insecta; Hemiptera; Aphididae
Gene: NHP2
Product: NHP2 ribonucleoprotein
Exons: 2
Coding region: 85-537 (150 amino acids)
Molecular function (GO): RNA binding
Source: RefSeq, marked provisional